Molecule: messenger RNA, 402 nt
Organism: Cotesia congregata
Lineage: Eukaryota; Metazoa; Arthropoda; Insecta; Hymenoptera; Braconidae
Source: the annotation of a GenBank genome assembly
GUCAGUGAAACAGAAAACUUGAGAAAAAAUUUAGCGAUUGAACGAAUGAUCGCUGAAGGAUGUGAUAUACUUUUAGAUGUAAAUCAAGUCUUCGUGCGGCAAGGGACAUUAGUUCAAAUUUUGGACAAAUCUCGUGGAAACAGUGGAAGCACAGGAGGAUUGUUAUGGAGCAAAACAAGCGCGAUAACAUUUGGACGAAAGAAAAGUAGUAAUCAUAACGGAGCAUUGAGACAGUGUUUUUUAUUUUCGAAUCAUUUAAUUCUUACGAUAAGACAACAGUCUGAUGGAGACGAUUUGGGUCGAUUAACUAUUGUACCUGGUAUUGGUAAAAUUCCACUGAGCGAUGCGAUACUCAUAGAGGAUCCUAGUGAGCAAGCUGCUUCCUCAGCAGCUGCGGCUAUU